AACACCCACUCUCCUCUUCGAGAGCCUGGCGAGCCCUCGGCACUGCAGGAAGCAGGGCGACCAGCACCAACUGCGCGGUUCUUACUGCCAAUUCAGGGGGCAGGGCAGCUUUAUAAUAACGACCACAACGUCCCUGUCGCCACCUCUGUCACCCGGGCAGUAAGGGCGCGUCGAGAGCCCCACAGCGAAGGGCGACAGAAGGCCCUGCUCAUCAGCCUCGUGAGGGGAAGCAGGAAAAGGAAGAAGAUUGAAGCCCAGGGGCUAAGAGCGAGCCCGAAAAAUUGGCCACCAUCCCACCGUCCCUAGGGCAAACGUUCUGAAUUCCGACCGACCGUUACUCGCGGCGUAACGAAAGCUUCGCGAAGCCGCCGGGAGAGUGCUUGAACGAUCAUGAAUCAGGCAGAUAAAAAUCAAGAACUCCCAUCAUACCUUAGUGAUGAACCACCAGAAGGUUCAAUGAAAGAUCACCCACAGCAGCAACCAGGCAUGUUGUCCCGCGUGACUGGUGGUAUCUUCAGUGUUACAAAGGGAGCUGUUGGUGCCACCAUUGGUGGUGUGGCUUGGAUUGGUGGGAAGAGUCUGGAGGUGACCAAAACAGCUGUUACAACUGUGCCUUCCAUGGGAAUAGGGUUGGUGAAAGGGGGCGUGUCUGCUGUGGCUGGAGGUGUUACAGCUGUUGGGUCUGCUGUUGUAAACAAAGUGCCCUUAACAGGAAAGAAGAAAGACAAAUCUGACUAAAAUAUGGAGAUACACUCGCUCUCCACAGCAUUAUGAUGCCAGUGGCAUUGAAUUGCUAAAUUACGGACUACAACCAAGUCACCUGUUUGGAUGUUUAUCUUCUAAACUGCUGUGUUGAAAGUAUUGAUGACUGGCUUUUGUCUAAAAAGAAGAGACCAAUACUAGCACAGUGUAUGAAGGUUUCUCAUACUUAAAUUCCAGCUUUUUAUCUGGUAAAAUGUUACACUUACUCAGUUGUAACUGAAGAUAUGGUAUAUUUGAUAUUUACUAUAAGUCUUUCAGUUUAACUAAAAAAUGUGAAAGUUGAAUUUAGUUGAUUAUCUUUACAGUUCCAUAUGUAUAAUGUGCCAGGUAACUCAUUUGCCCCUUAAGAAGGGAACCUUGGACUACAUAAACUGUACCUUUGAUGUGCCUGAUAGUUUCAGAUGUCUUAGUUUUUUUUUAUAACCAUAGUUGAUUAGGCCAAGAGGCAUUCUUUUCUUAUUUAAGCUGGUAAGAGUAGCAGGAAUUAGAGAAAUUUAAAAGAGAUAAAUGGUUUUAUGAUACUGAGUGUUAACCAUCUUUUGUUAGAUAUGCAUUACAUUAAUUUAAUCAUUGAUGCCUUCUGAAACAUCUUUUCUAAUACCCUAAACAUGUGCAGUUCUUAGAACUCUAUAUGGAUUCUUUUAAAAAUUGUGAAAUUAGUUUUCCCUCUUAAGAAUCUCAGGAGUAGUGGGGUAAAGGCAUUUCUUGCUCUAGGCAGGUAAGGUAGUGCUUGCUAGCGUUUUGUUAACUGUCAGUGUAGUUACCAGCCAAACAUUAUGCUUCAGCCUGGUUUCAUGCUCCAUCUUGAAUACACCUCACAGUGCCUAAGGAACAUUUCUUUGCGGUCAUAAGCUAUUUUGGAAGUUUCAUAUUAAGGAGGAACAAAUAAUUUUAAAUACUUAAGAAUCACCUAAAGCAUCCAAGAUAUAAAAAAUCUUCACACCAAUUUUAUCUUUAGGAUGGCUUACAACGUUAACAGUAACUCUUUUUAAAAAACACAAUAAAAGCAGCCACAGAUAUUUGGGAGCUGACUUUUAAAUUGAAUGAAAUGGGCUCCAUAGAUUAGUUUUGAAUGUAAAAUAUAUAUAUAAGUGCAGUCAGUGGUUUAUAGGCUUUUAAUAUGUUAUCUUAGUCCUUUGAAGAAAUCAUGGACUUUGUACAUACCAUUUCCAAGUCAACCUCAAGCAGGGAAUUGAAGUUUUUGAUUGUGGAUGGUAAGUGUGUCAUGUCUUAACGGGUCUCAUCAUAUCUCAUUCAUUUUCAAAGAAUAUGACCUAGCUGGAAUUCAUCUUUUUAUUUCAUAUUCAGUUUCAUAAAAAUUUUAAAAGUGGUACAUAUAUUUGGCAUUCCUCUUAACUAAGGGUUAUAAUCCAAGCUUGAAAAAUCUUAGUUUUCUUUAUACUUAAGUCUGGAAAUUUGCCUCCCAUUUUGCAGAAUGGGGGGUGUGUGUGUGUGUGUGUGUGUGUGUGUGUGUAUGUGAGGGAGGGAAGGAAAGGAGGUGAUGCUCUGGAGUAAAUAAGUCAGAAUACAUCCUUGAGAACUUAAAACAGAUCACUCCAACACCCAAGGCUUAAAUGUUUGUUUCUAAACCACUAAGAGUGUUACAUUAAUGUGGAACAACAAAUGGAUAAGAACAUAACUUUUAAAAGCUUUCAUAAACACCAGUAGGGAUUCUAAGCAAACCUACAAAGGUUCUUGAACUGCUAUAUACAAAACUGAAAAGUUGUUGAGUUCAUCAGAAAUUAGACAGUUGUUUAUUUCAUGCACUAUGAUUUAAGGUAUAUUUGGUCAAAUGUCAUAAUCAGCAAAAGGGAUUUUUAAAAGAAACUCCAAAGUUAAUAGAUGAACACUAAACAGUGAUCUAAAUAAUGGUAUUGGAGAACUUGUUUCCUGCUAUUUGAAAGAAAUUAUUGCUUCAUUGCUAGUUUAUAUUUCUAAUUUAUCUUCUAUAGUCAUAGGCUCUGCUGUGCUUUGUACCUGAAUUUCUAAACACAGACUUUAGUUUACUGUGUGCUUGCAUAUUUAUUUUCAACCUUGUCUUUAAAAUUCCUUGAGGAAAGAUGGUUGUAAUUUCUGCCACAGAAAAGCCACCUGGUACAUUUUAUCUCAAGUUUGUUUUAAAUUCUGAACUAUAACUUUAUUCAGGAGAGGCUUUUGCAAGGAUGGCAGAGAAGUGUACAAACGGUUAGUUACAGGGGUUCUUCCAAUGAACUUGCCAUUUGAUGAUACGUACAGCUGUACACUUGAGUCUUUUCCAGUUUAUUUGCGUAGACUAGCAGUUUGACCGUGAAACAGUACUGGUUCACUUCAGGAAACUAAGGUUGCUACUUGCACUUGGAGGCAUCUGUUAUUCAGUGUAUCUUUUGAGUGGGUAUUUGGCACAAUAAGGAUGAACUUGUGUGACCCACUUGAAUGACUGAUCUAAUAAUGUUGACAUUAUGAAUCCUGUACUUAGUGAAAUGUCAGAUGAAGAAGACUGGUGAUUGAAUAAAGUUUUUUUUGUAUUAAAGGAAUGGGAAAAGAAUACAUAAAUCUGUUAAUAAAGCACUAUGAUCUGCAAAAGAUGAAAUGUUUCGUAAAGAUCUAAGGAAAUAAAGGAAAUUUAAAGGAAAAA
Messenger RNA from Ailuropoda melanoleuca (giant panda), 3376 nucleotides. RefSeq names its product transmembrane protein 263 (gene TMEM263). The record is from RefSeq and is a predicted model, not a curated record. The coding region runs from base 391 to 738 and encodes 115 amino acids. NCBI's taxonomy places the organism in Eukaryota, Metazoa, Chordata, Mammalia, Carnivora, Ursidae. The transcript is spliced from 3 exons.